This is a messenger RNA of Selaginella moellendorffii, 435 nucleotides long. RefSeq lists its product as uncharacterized. NCBI's taxonomy places the organism in Eukaryota, Viridiplantae, Streptophyta, Lycopodiopsida, Selaginellales, Selaginellaceae. Bases 1 to 435 code for a protein of 144 amino acids. The record is from RefSeq and is a predicted model, not a curated record. The transcript has a single exon.
AUGGAGAUGACGAUCAAGUUCCAGCUCGCUCUAGCGGUGCUACUUGUCGCCGUGUGGAUCCAGUCGGUCCAGUGCAAGAUCAUCGGCAAGGCGGAGGUGGAUUUCUCGGGCUACUGCAGCGACGCCUCCAUCCCGCCGGGGAGCACGUACUGGCAGAGCCUCAACUUGACGCUGUCGGACAUCGUGGCCAACACUCCCAACGCCACCAACUUGACUUACACGGUGAAGCACGGCCGGGACGACGUUACCUCUUACGGCCAGGGUGUGUGCUUCAACCAGCCGCCUCACGAGGUUUGCCGGGAGUGCAUCGCGAUGCUGGUGAAGAGGGCGUGGAUCGAGUGCUCCUCCUCCAUCUCCGUCGUGCUCAUGCUCACGGGGCAAUGCGCACUUCGCUACCAGGACACGCCCAUUGACGUGCCUCCUCCGGCAGCUUAG